This is a messenger RNA of Macrosiphum euphorbiae (potato aphid), 1182 nucleotides long. NCBI's taxonomy places the organism in Eukaryota, Metazoa, Arthropoda, Insecta, Hemiptera, Aphididae. The record is from the annotation of a GenBank genome assembly.
AUGUGUCCACAUAAUAAAAUUACCCAGUUAAGGUGUAUUAAUCAAAAUAACCAGAGAUCAUUAACAUGGAAUAUAUCGUUGACUGAUGAUCAAGAUGAAGUAUCUGAACACUUUUUAAGGAUGUUUAAUGAACCAACAACGGUUGCUGAAAAAUUUGGUUCAGCUAUUUUAACGGUUCCCGAGAACAUCAGAAAACAAGCUGAUGAAUUAUUCAAACCUUCAGAAAUCAAUCCAAACGAAAUAUUUGAUUGGGUUAAUACCAAAGUCUCGUGGAUUCUUCCAUCCAGCUAUCAACAAUACCUUAAGUCUAUUCCUCCAAACGUUCUGGAGAAGAGGGAAAGACACGUGUUGUACCCCUGGACGCAGUGGAACACGUCGACGGGCACCCAUCACCGACCGUCGCUCAACAAAGCCGUUACUUCACCAGUGGCGUCCGACCGGUCGAUGUCGUCGUCUUCGUUGUCUUCGCCGUCUGUCUACGCGCACACAGCAUACGGAAGAUCGCCCAACAACAACAACAACAACAACAACAACAACAACAACAGCAGUAGCAGCAGCAACAACAACAACAACAACUCGUUCGGUCACUGGGGCAACGGCAGUGGGGCGCCAGCGGCAUCGGCAUCGGCGGCGGCAGACUGCACGUUGUCGUCUUCGUCAGCCAGUGACCUGAGCUUUUCGUAUUGGGCGGGCAUAGAUGCUACGUCUUCGCCGCAACAGCACCAACAGCAACAGCAGCAACAGCAGCAGCACUACCACCACCACCAUCAUCAACAACAACAGCAACAACAACAACAACAACAAUCGGUCGGCUGGACACCAGUGACCGUCCGAUCGUCACCCUCCGACUGCGGCCGGUCAGUGUCGUCGGCCGAAUUCGUACAGUACAACACCACCGCUGACGGCCGCUCGCCAUCGCCGACGUCUGUCCGCUGGCCAUCUCGUCUUUUCUACUGCGUCAACGCCGACAGCAACACGAUAAACAAGCUGGUGGAACACUACUGCACUUUUUGUUACAAGAACCACGAACCGCCCGAGGUUUACGGUGGCCACCUGGUCCGGGACGACACGCGCACCACUUGUCCUAAGCUCAGAGCGCUCCGGUGCAAGCACUGCAGAGGCACCGGUGACAACGCGCACACCAUAAAGUACUGUCCGUUCUUAUACUCAAACUACAGUUGA